AUGGCACGAACUGAUUAUCAUCUCUGGAAAUUUCCCUUCCUACUACACGCACCUCACAGAUACGCUGAAUUUUGGUGCCCCGAAAAUAUACACUCUCAUCCCCAAGUUGGUGUACCCAUCCCCAAGGAUUCUCCCCGUCAACGCCUGGAUAUCACCAUAGAGCAUUAUGGUGUACGCCAUGCCACUGUCGCUGUCGAUCUCGAUUUCGAUGUCGAAAUGAUGGAAUUCUGCAUUUAUGAGCCAGUGGCGUUGGAAUCAAGUCUUCAGGAUCUUGACGGACUUGUGAGACAUGCAUUCACAGUCUGUAAGGCCUAUCUUCUAGAUCACCCCGGUUUGGCAAGGGUGUAUGCGUUCACGGCAUUUGGUACUAAGUGUAGAGCAUGGUCUUGCUCGAGGGAUGAUGGAUCCCUAGUGCCGCUAUUUGGCUCACCGGACUCAUCUGAUCCGCGUCAUUACGUUGAUAUUCACUCCCUGGAGGCUUCCCGGAUUAAUGAAGUUAUACAUUUGAUGAAGAAUGAAUGUGGAACCCAUGAUAGUGUUGAAGUGUGA
Aspergillus niger is the source of this 549-nucleotide messenger RNA. RefSeq lists its product as hypothetical. Lineage: Eukaryota; Fungi; Ascomycota; Eurotiomycetes; Eurotiales; Aspergillaceae. The transcript is spliced from 2 exons. The record is from RefSeq and is a predicted model, not a curated record. The coding region runs from base 1 to 549 and encodes 182 amino acids.